CGAGGAAUGGAAAUGGCAGGUCCGACGGCCUCGACUUUCUCAAGAUGUUUAUCGGAAAGGCGGUGUAAUUUUAUGUUAAUUCAGUCUGGUGUCGUAGCUUUAGUGUCCUAUCCACAGGUCAGGCUUUCUUCAGGGGUAAAGUCAGCAAGAUCAACACAAAUGAAUAGAUUUUAAGACUGCAUUUGUAAGGGAAGUCAUCUGCCUCCACUACCUGCACCGUCCUGACCAUGGCAGGUGUAGAAGAAGCAAUUGGUCGUCCGCCCGACCAGAAGGAGUUCACUGUGGCCACACCACAGGAGUUCGUCAAGAAAUUUGGGGGGAAUAAAGUCAUCACAAGGAUUCUUAUAGCAAACAAUGGUAUUGCUGCAGUCAAGUGUAUGCGCAGUAUUCGCAAAUGGGCAUACGAAGUGUUCAGAAAUGACCGGGCCUUUCAUUUCAUUGGGAUGGUCACUCCUGAAGACUUGAAAGCGGGAGCUGAGUACAUCAAGUUGGCUGACACAACUGUGUGGGUGCCUGGUGGAGCAAACAACAACAACUAUGCCAAUGUGAAACUCAUUUUGGACAUAGCACUCCGCUAUGAAGCUGAUGGAGUUUGGGCAGGGUGGGGCCAUGCCUCAGAGUACCCUGAAUUGCCAGGUAAUUGUCUUGUGCUAUUUUUUUGCUAUGUAUUGACCUUCAUGAAUUAUCUUUUUUGAUGGAGUCAUAAGCUA
Molecule: messenger RNA, 710 nt
Organism: Penaeus indicus
Lineage: Eukaryota; Metazoa; Arthropoda; Malacostraca; Decapoda; Penaeidae
Product: acetyl-CoA carboxylase 1-like
Exons: 4
Coding region: 228-695 (155 amino acids)
Biological process (GO): fatty acid biosynthetic process
Cellular component (GO): mitochondrion
Molecular function (GO): acetyl-CoA carboxylase activity
Source: RefSeq, a predicted model, not a curated record